Molecule: messenger RNA, 678 nt
Organism: Caenorhabditis briggsae
Lineage: Eukaryota; Metazoa; Nematoda; Chromadorea; Rhabditida; Rhabditidae
Exons: 3
Coding region: 1-678 (225 amino acids)
Source: RefSeq, a predicted model, not a curated record
AUGAAGCUGCUCGAGGAACGAGAGGUGAGACUUGCGAAGAAUAACGAAAUUGAAGCGAAAUUUCGUGCAGAAAUCAAGCAGAAAACUAGUUUGAAGCUCGUCAACUGCGUCGCCACCGCCACCGAUGGAAAUCAAGGAGGGCAAGGGUCAUCAACAGACUUGCAGAAACGUGAGAGAAUCGCCGCCGCAUCGUCGUCAGAGUCAAAUGAAGAGCCAAAACCGGAUUCGAGCAUCGUCAAGUCUCUCCGAUCAAAAGUUAAGGAUUUGGAGCAAGACAAAGAGCGACUCGAAGAAGAAAAUCAAUCGCUGAAAGCAAUUUCUUCCGGGAAGAAGAUGUUGGGAAGGAUUGAGGGCGGAAAUUUGAGUCAGUCGAAGGAAAAUGAGGAAUUCCAGCGUCAGGAUGGAGGUCGGACAAGAAGGAAGUUUUCCGGAAGCAAGAAGUCAAUUGAAGCAAGAAUGCCAGGUGAGUAUUACUUGGAAAAAGAGAAAGCGCGUGAGAAUGUGCACAACGAGACGAUGAAUGGGAUUUUGCCUGAGUAUGGGGGAGAAGAACAGAAGUUCUUCGCUAAGCCGCAUUAUCAGUCAAGUUGGAAUAUGGGUAGAUCGUCGGAGAUGGCAAUGUUUGCGAUGAUGCAACAGAUGAGAACUGAAGAUCGUUUACCAGAACGUUCGUGUUAA